Cololabis saira (Pacific saury) is the source of this 796-nucleotide messenger RNA. It is a transcript of the gene adat2, whose product is annotated as adenosine deaminase tRNA specific 2. The record is from RefSeq and is a predicted model, not a curated record. Gene Ontology annotation, molecular function: tRNA-specific adenosine-34 deaminase activity; zinc ion binding. The transcript is spliced from 5 exons. NCBI's taxonomy places the organism in Eukaryota, Metazoa, Chordata, Actinopteri, Beloniformes, Belonidae. Gene Ontology annotation, biological process: tRNA wobble adenosine to inosine editing. Gene Ontology annotation, cellular component: cytoplasm; nucleus. The coding region runs from base 154 to 714 and encodes 186 amino acids.
CCUGUCGGUUCUGCAGCAGGAGGUUUACACCUCCAAAGAAGGAAAGUUGUACCACAAAAAAAACUUAAAAUUAUGCCCCACAGUUGAAAACUACGUCGUCAUAAACCUACGUUUGGUUGGAUAUUUAUUCGGUUUGUUUGGAGAACAGCUGCGAUGGAAACGAGGGAGAAUAACGACACCGAGUCUGCGGAGGGUUUUAGUCCGGAUGAUGAAGAAAUCGAGAAGUUUAUGUCCAAAGCUUUUGAAAUGGGACACGACGCCCUGCAGAAUGGGGAGGUUCCCGUCGGGUGUCUGAUGGUUUACGACGGCGCCGUGGUGGGGAAGGGACGCAACGAGGUCAACGAAACCAAGAACGCGACCCGUCACGCUGAGAUGGUUGCCCUGGACCAGGUGAUGGACUGGUGUCGCCGUGGCGACCGCGACCUGCGGAGCGUGUGCAGACGCGUGGCCCUGUACGUCACCGUGGAGCCGUGCGUCAUGUGCGCGGCGGCGCUGCGGCUGCUGCAGAUCCCGCUGGUCGUCUACGGCUGCAGCAACGAGCGCUUCGGAGGCUGCGGCUCGGUCCUGGACGUCUCCUCGGCCGACCUGCCCCAGACCGGGACCCCAUUCAAGUGUGUUUCAGGUCACAGAGGAGACGAAGCCGUGGAGAUGCUGAAGACUUUCUACCGGCAGGAAAACCCCAACGCACCCAAACCUAAAACCAGGAAGGACUGACCUCAAGAAAAACAUCCAAUUAAAUGUGUAAAUUGUUUACAUUUACUUAUUUUUAUAAUAAACACUUUUCAUUUAAAAAAGA